Molecule: messenger RNA, 589 nt
Organism: Drosophila erecta
Lineage: Eukaryota; Metazoa; Arthropoda; Insecta; Diptera; Drosophilidae
Exons: 2
Coding region: 32-214 (60 amino acids)
Source: RefSeq, a predicted model, not a curated record
CGCAGGUGGGAGUCACAGUUUGCCUUCCAAGAUGCAGGUGCUAGGCGGCCCUCCACUCAGCUUGUGUCUUUUGCUGAUCAUCACUCCGUCACUGAUUGCAGCCAAUCCCCUGUGGAGUCUUGACCAGGUGGGAGCCUACCUCAGUGGCAUCUUCCGCUCCGUUGUGGGUCCAAUAUUUGGCUUUGGCCUGGCGGCCAAUAGCACCGCCUUGUAAAGCUACAUAGUUCUGCUUACCGCACCAGUCCGAAGGGAACCGGCAGCUUCUCGACCACAUCCACUACGCAAUUGUCCAGCUGCUUGAGGAUCAGUUGGGCGGCAUAGAAGCCGGCGGGCCCGGCGCCCACAAUGCAUAUCCGCUUGGUGGGCGUGGCGCCCUGGAUCACCUGCAAUCGGGCGGAACUCGUGUGGAGGCCACGUCUCAAGAUGUUUAGGCAAUUGAUGCCCAUCGUGGAUCAUUCGCCGACUUUUGGCUACUGGGACAUAAGCUCUUUCCAAUCUUACAGAAAAUCUGGCGGUUUGCUCGGUGAUCUCUUUAUAAAAGUUGUUUGCUAACGAUGAUUUGUUAUUUACUCGUUAUCUCCCGAAAGAC